UCUAUGCUCGUACAAUAUGAUUCACAUCAAAACUCAACAUUUUAGCCUCAAUCGAAUCCUCCUACUAGCAAUCGGCUUAUGGCCCUAUCAGAAAUCAAAAUUCGUUCGGCUUCAGGUAAUCGUAAUUUAUGGUAUUCUGAUAAGCUUUGUUAUAUUUCAGUUCACAGCUCUGAUAACCACAAAAUGUACUCUUGAUUUUAUUAUUAAAAUUAUCUCUACUGCAAUAUUUUUUAGUUUUUACAUAAUUAAGUACAACAUGUUCUGGAUUAACAUUCAUCGUGUGAAAAAUAUGUUGGAGCAACUACAGGAUAUCUGUGAUAAGCUAAAAGAUGAAAACGAAAUUGCUAUUAUUUUAAAGUAUGGAAAUAACGCGAAACAUUGUACAGCUAUAUUUACAUCGCUUGCUAUAUGCAGUACAUUUAUAGCUAUUUUAAUGCCUAUUUGGCCACAAAUUUGUGAUACUGUUUCGCAUAUAAACGGAUCUCGACAGAAUCACACAAUAUAUAUCGUGACCGAAUACUUUAUCGAUAAAAAAGAAUAUUUCUAUUUAAUUAUAUUGCAUAUAAAUGCAGUUAUGUGUAUAGGAGCGACUACGAUUAUAGCGACGGGAACGACGCUCUUAGGAUACAUAAUACACGUAUGUGGAAUGUUUAAAAUUGCAAGUUAUCGUAUAGAGCAAGCAAUGGCGCCCAAAGUGCUCGAAAAUAUUAAUGUGACGAAUCGGACUAUGAUCUAUAAAAAAAUAUUUUAUGCCGUUGAAAUCCACCGCAAGGCUAUGAAAUUCGCCAAUGCACUAAUAUCUAAUUUUGAAGGCUCGUUCUUGUUGUUAAUAAUACUUAGUGUAAUUUCUUUGAGCUUGAAUAUUUUUGCAGUGUUUCGGAAUGCAUUGCUUCGAAAUAAGGAAGGAUUUUUUUUACACCUGAUAGCUAUGAAUAUCAUAUUUUCGUUCUUAUUAAUAGGUAAUUAUGCCGGUCAAGAGGUUAUAAAUCACAGUAAUCACAUAUAUUUCACCGCGUACAAUGUUCAAUGGUAUGUAGCACCGUUACGCGCACAAAAAAUGAUACUUUUUAUUCUGCAAAGAGGCAAUAAAACUUAUUCUCUAAAUAUUGCUGGAUUGUAUGUACCAUCAUUAGAAUGUUUCGCCAUGCUAACAAAAGCAUCAAUAUCUUAUUUUACCGUACUACAAUCUAUGCAGCAUUGAUGUAAAGAUACAUUGUAACGGACCAUAAAAUCGACUGUAAAAUAAA
Messenger RNA from Camponotus floridanus (Florida carpenter ant), 1247 nucleotides. RefSeq lists its product as uncharacterized. NCBI's taxonomy places the organism in Eukaryota, Metazoa, Arthropoda, Insecta, Hymenoptera, Formicidae. Gene Ontology annotation, cellular component: plasma membrane. Gene Ontology annotation, molecular function: odorant binding; olfactory receptor activity. The coding region runs from base 17 to 1201 and encodes 394 amino acids. The record is from RefSeq and is a predicted model, not a curated record. The transcript is spliced from 9 exons. Gene Ontology annotation, biological process: sensory perception of smell; detection of chemical stimulus involved in sensory perception of smell.